AGAAUCCGAAAUUUUGAUUUCCGGGUUUACCGGAAACAAAACUUGUAGAUAUUUUUUUUGGAUUAUUUAACAUUAUAAGCGGAAUGCAAUCAUGCCAGAGGCAAUAUCUGUCGCAGACAUUAUUGAGGAAACAUGGGCAGACUUCAAGUCCCCGACUACUUCGACAUUUGACAAGAAGAUGCCAAAAUGUCGAAAUGCUGUUGCCCAAAUUGAGGAAGAAUUAGACACAGAUAGGAGUGAGCUUACCAAGUUGAAGAAGUCAGUCAGAGCUCUUUAUAACUCCACAAACAAACAUGCCCAAAAUGAGAAAGAUAUCGCAGAAAACAUUGAGAGAAUCAGUAACAGCACCAGCAACAGUUACAGCCAGAUAAAUACAGCAUUGCAAGAGUUUGCAAGUGUAACAAAGUCACUUGGGGCACUAAUUGAGGAUCUCUCGAAGAGUUUACACAAUAGUCUUCAAUUCCCUCUCGAGUCGUUACUCAAAGGUGACAUCAAGGGAGUGAAAGGGGACCUUAGAAAACCAUUCGACAAAUCUUGGAAAGACUACGAGUCUAAAUUUUCAAAAUUGGAGAAAGAUCACAAAAAGAAAUGGAGUGAUGCAGGAUUAUACCGGUCGGAAUUGUCUAUAAGUGAUAUAGCUGAAGAAAUGGAAAAAGAAAGAAAAAUCUUCCAGUUACAAUUAUGUACUUAUUUGAUUAAAGUGAAUGAGAUAAAGACAAAGAAAGGAGUUGAUCUGCUAAAUUACCUCAUAGAAUACUAUAAAGCUGUAAGACUGUUUUUCAACAAGGGUCAGACAGAGAUAGAAAAACAUCAGAAAUUUGUAGAAAAUUUAGGACAGCAACUGAAAGACAUUAAGCAGACGCAAAACCAGGAAAGAAGUAAACUUCAGGAGCUGCAGACGUCACUGAAAAGCUCAAUGACAGGUUAUAAAGAGCCAAGUUCAACAUCAGUGACGCCUCCAGGGUACAGCUUACAUCAGCUACAGGGGAACAAAAGCCAUGGUAGCGUAAAGGAAGGUUACCUAUUGAAAAAGAGUGAAGGCAUGUUGAAAAAAAUUUGGCAGAAACGCAAAUGUCGGAUCAAAGAUGGAAUUAUGUCUAUUAGCCAUUCAGAUGAAACAAAAGAUCCAGUUAGGCUUAAUUUAUUAACCUGCCAAGUCAAACUUGUCUCAGAAGACCCAGGAAAGAAAUGUUUUGAUCUAGUUUCUAGUCAUGGCAACAGAACUUACCAUUUUCAAGCCGACGAUGAAAAAGAGAUGGGACAAUGGAUUUCUGUGUUGAGCAAUGCCAAGGAGGAGGUUUUAUUGAAGGCUUUCCAGGACACUGGUUCCUCUGUUACAAUGAACGAGAGUGUCCGAGAACUAACACAGAGUAUCAUCAGCAGAAUCUUCAAAUUGCCUGGUAACGGCGUAUGCUGUGACUGUGGAGCACCAGAUCCAAAAUGGCUGUCAACAAACCUGGGUGUACUAAUAUGUUUGGAAUGCUGUGGUAUCCAUAGAAACCUGGGUGUUCAUGUGUCACGGACACAGAGUUUAGAAAUAGAUCAAUUAGGAACUUCACAAUUACUGUUAGCUAGAGUUAUAGGCAAUGAUAACUUCAAUGAAGUGUUGGAGGCCAGGUUAGACAGAUCAUCAAAACUGAAACCAGAUAGUCCUAUGAAAGAGAGAGAAGAAUUUAUCAAGGCAAAAUAUGUUCACCACAAGUUUACAAUACAGACGUGUAGUGAUACGAAUGAAUUACAGCAGGAUCUUCAACAAGCAAUACAGACCAGAGAUAUACAAGCUAUCAUACAAGUUUAUGCUGAAGGACUAGAUCUCAUGACGGUCUUACCAGAAUCUUCAGAUGAUGAGACAGCAUUACAUCUUGCCAUAGCCCAGGAAGAUGGUACCUCAUUACCUAUAGUGGACUUUAUUGUACAGAAUUCCAACUUAAAUAGUCUCAGCAGACAAACUAGAGAUGGCAAUACGUGUUUACACCUGUGUGCAAUGUUGAACAAAUCUGAGUGUAUGAAAUGUUUACUGAGGACAAAGCCUGAUAUAGCAAAUAUCAAAAAUGAUGCUGGGGUAACAGCUUAUGAUAUAGCUCAGGAAAACGACUAUCAGCUUUGUGCAGAGUUGGCCAAAGCAGCUAUGGCAGGAAAGAAAGAUGUGUUUGAACAUAUAAACAUAGAAUGGGACCUAAUGACGGAUGAAGGUCCAGACUUUAGUGAUGAUGAGUUGGAGCUUGAACCAAGAAAACCAAGGUCAAGGCCAUCUAGUCUGAUUGGAGUAGAGAUUCCACACUCGCCUAGAGACCGAGCAGAAUCCGAUGCAAUAACUCGACCGAUAAAACCAAAAAAGCACCAUUUAACCCAUCCAACAAGAUUCCGUAAUAGUCUGAGGAAUAUUCCAGGUAUGUUGAACCAUUCUAGUCAAUCCCUGCCAAACUCAGCACCGAUCUCCUCGAAUAGCCAAGAUCGAAAUUCCCUUGAGCCUCCAUUACCUCCGCGGGGUAUCAAAAAGCCACCAGCUAUGCUAUCGCUGAGCGGAGGGCAGUCAGGAAGACCUGCACAUGCCAGAAAUACGUCUAAUCCCGAAACAGAUAUACCGUAUGUUCUUCACCGUAGAACCCCUUCAGAACCUCCUCCUAGACCCCAGCCUCUUGAUGCUGGCGCCAGAUAUACUGUCAGCAUUCCAUAUAGUGAUGCCAAACAUGGUGGAUCGCAGCCAUUGCUUGAUUCAAGCUCGGACAAGCCCGCUGUUCCGCCCAGACCAAGAGCCCUGUCAGGCAGUGGAGACAUAUCGUCUAGUAAGACAAGCACUUCAGAUGUUGAGAUUCCGCCCCCAAUACCUGCUCCUAGAAAGCCAAAGAAAAUGGGUUUCCGGCGGUGUGAAGCCCUGUUUGACUGUGAUGCAGACAAUGAGGAUGAAUUAACAUUUAGAGAAGGGGAGAUAAUUAUAUUACUGAGGGAAGAAGAGGAAGAGUGGUGGGAAGGGGAGGUAGAGAACCAGCCUGACAGAAAGGGCCUGUUCCCUAUCAGCUUUGUUAAACCACUUCCAGAUUGACUAGCAGAUAUCUAGUAGAAUUUUUUCAAGUUGGAUAAUGCAGUCCAAAAUGUGUUGGAACAUCAGUGCAGUGAAGCAAUAACACCGUGCAUAAUAUAUCACAUGUAUUUUAAAAGUGCAAUUUAGCCAUUUAAAUAAACACAUGCUUUGAUUCACAUGCUGUAGCUUGUAAGGUUAAAUGAGAUUUGAGACUUGAUUUGGGUCACUCCGCUUGUUUAAGUACAUGUACCAGUCAUGAUGUCAUAUGCAAAAAUCAGUGAGAUUUACUAAGGUUGGGUAAAUAAAGCAUUUAAAAGUGCUAUUUGGUCAUUGAACACUUAUACUGAAGGCACAUGCAAAAGCUAGUAAGCUUUACUUAGAUUUGAGACCAGGACUGUCUAAAAGUGCUAUACAUAUAUUUGGUGCAAAAACCAGUAACAGUUAUUAAGAUGAAAGACUUAAUGCAAAAGCCAGUAAGACUUAAAUUAGGUAAAUUAAGCAUUUAAAAGUAAACUUUGACAGUUAACAGUCUAACUUCGCUCGUUUGAAUUAUCCGAUCGAACACCACCAUUCUCUGGAACUUGUCAGGUCUUGGCAAAAUCCAUAUAAAGUAAAUUGAUAGAUAUUUCCAAUGACUGAUAACUCAAACAAAUUGGGCCAGUCCCGUCGAGUCUGAACAAAUGAAGUUGACUGUACAUUUGUGAAUUCUGUACAAAUGUGCAAAGAAAUCAGAUUUUAUUCAGAUUUAAAACCAAAAGUCUUACUGUUAAGGGUCCAAGUUAAACAGACUUCAUAUCACUCUUUUUUGCAAUACAGUCGAACUUCAUUCAGUCAAAUCAGAUAUUUUGAAACCGCCCUUCGGGUCCCAGCAAAAACCCUAUACAAUUUAUAUUGUUUGAUGGCACGAAUAACUGAUAACUUGAACAAAUUUUGCUGAUUUGGUAGAGUUUGAGCAAACACAGUUGGACUGUGUUAUAUUUUAAACCAAAUUCAAACCAAACAAAUAAUUUUAUUGUAGAAAAUAUGUGGACCAGUUUGUUUACAAGUAGUAUUUCCUGCACCUUAGCAAGCCUAAUGCAUUUAAUAUACACCAAAUGACCAAUAUUUUCAUUCAUAUGGGACCAAACAAUUAAAAAGUUGUAUACAUGUAGUUGCAAUUCCUUGUAAAGGACAUAAUAUUGCUAUUGAUAGAUUAAAAUAAAAGGAUUCAAAAUAACUUUUCUGACAAAAGACUCUAGUCUUACUUAUAUAAUUAGGGUAUGGAGCGAAUGGGUAUUGUAGGCUUCGAUAUACCCAGAAUAAAUGUUAACAGUUUGGUUGAAGAAUUGCCGUAACCACCAUGUUCUAAACAGUAAAAAUGAUUGUAGUACACGUAGCCCGCUUGCUUAGCUCUAUAGGGAGAGCACAGGUCUACAGAUUGUGGGAUUUUGAGUUUGAUCUCUGGGUAAGGCGCAUGUACUCUGUGACAAUUUGAUAAAAGACAUUGUGUCCGGAAUCAUUCAUCCUUUACCAUUGAUUCAUGUGGAGAAGUUGGCAGUUACUUGCAGAGAAUAGGUUUGUACUAGUACAGAGACCAGGAACACUGGUUACUAGGCUAACUGCCCGCCUUUCAUAACUGAAAAAUUGUUGAAAAAUGGCCCUAAAUUCAAAACAAAUAAAACGAACAUAGCACAUGUAAUUGCAUCUAGCAUUUAUGUCUCAUAAUUGUUACAGUACAUCUUGUUCAGACAACUGAGUUACGGUAACCUUGGUCGGAAUGGUCAUUUUGAAUCCGCCUAUAAUUACAACAUAGUAUUUUUCAUUCAAAAUCUUUUUAGCAUACAAGAGGUUUUUUACAUGGUUCAGUGGUUGAACAUCUGGCACAUACAUGACAACAAGAGUAACGGUUUCAGCCAGUCAACUGCAUUUAGCAAAAUGUCGUCGCGAACCAUUGAAUAUUGUCGGUGAAUAGCAUGGCCAAGCUCAUUUCAGUAUUGACACUAAACGACAUGGGAUAGAUUUAUAUUUAGAGGUAAUUUCUUAAAUAUCCAAAUUGAGGAGUAAAUCUUUAUUAAUUGUUGUCAUUUUAUGUAAUCUUUAUCUGUUAUUACCAAGUAUAUUUCUUAGAUGAUGCAUGAAUUUUCAAUUCAUCACUAAGACAUUUGAUUGGCUGAAACCAUAUCAAUGGUAAUUACACAGACUGACAGGUCAGUCGUGUUAGUUGUUACAGCGAUAAUUUUCAUAAUCUGUGCAUUUACUGAUAUUAUAUAAUGAAAAUAAUCUUUACGUUGAAGGGGUCUUCCAAGCAUUAUAUUGCAUAGAGGGUAAUGUAUAGUUGUUGUUCCUGUAUAGGGGAUUUAGAUAUAUUCAUUUAUUUUUUAAAAGUUUCAACUUCUUCUAUUUUAUACCAACUAGUUAAAAUAUUUUUUUAGAAAAAAAAAAUGGAAUUAUUUUAAAAUGAAUUGUUUUUUGUUCAAUGGCAAUAUGACAUAAACUUGUUAACAUGCCUCGUUUAAUAGAAUUGUUCUGGUUUCGUACAAUCCAUGCUUUGAUAAGCUUAGUGUUGCAAACAUUUAAGUUUUCAACAAAAUAGGCAGUCUUUGUUUAGUUUCCAUAUAUUCUUGUAUAAAUGCCCCUCAGUCUCCCUCCCCACUACUUACUUACAAAAGAAAAAUUAUGUAAGUGAAUAUCAGCAUUAUUUAGGUAAAUAAAUCAUUAUUUAGAAAUGUAAUGUAUAGCUGUUUAGAAAUGUAAUUUAUAGCAUGUAAUUUAUAGUUAUUUAGAAAUGUAAUUUAUAGCUAUCUAGAAAUGUAAUUUAUAGCUCUACUCGCCCAGGGGCAUUUAUACUUGGUAUACUAUAUACAUGUUUUAUUUACAUCAUAUACAAUGUUUGUGCACAUAUGUUGCAAAAUGACUGGUAUGAAAGCUUUCGCAACACUUGUAAUGGGUCGUCUUGUAUUUUACUUUUGUAUGUAAGGUAAUGUAAACUUAUUCAAUUUUGUGGAGGUAAGAUAUAAUAGUUUUAUUGGAAAUAUCUUAGUCAUGCUAAAUUAAAAUUUAAGCAAUUCAACAACUGGGAAUAUAGUCUUACACUUGUAUAUAUUGUGGAUUUACACAACCAAAAAAUUCAUGAAAUUUUGGUCUCUCAUGAAUAAUAAUUUUGAAGAAUACAUUUAUAUAAAUCAGACUGUAUAAUUUUUAUAUGAUACUUUUCACUCGCUGUGUGCGUAAACAAGUUGCUUUGACUUCUCAAAGAUUAGAUGUUCCUAUAUCAAAUGUUACAAGUAUUAGACCAUCCUAUACUAAAUGAUAGACAUUUCUAUACCAUACAUUAAAACAUUAGACCUUCCUAUACCAAACAGUAGACCUUCCUAUACCCAACCUAUAACGUACAAACCUUCCUAUACCAAAGAUUGAACCUUCCUUUGCCGAAUGGCAGACCUUCCUAUACCAAAGAUCGAACCUUCCUAUAUCAAAUGUUUAACCUUUCUAUACCAAGACUUUCCUAUCAUAAAUGUUAGGCCUUCCUAUACCAGGUGAUAGACCUUCUUGUACCAAAGAGUAACGACUGCAAAUCAACAAAUGGCAGUUGAUUGAAAAUGUGCCGUCAGUUUAUUUGUUAAUAAGCAUUUGUUAAAAUGAUCAAUGUGCAAUACUGUAAUCAGGGAAAAGUGUGGUAUAUAGCGUUAACUCUGUCCCCGCAUGUAAAAAUUGCUUACGAUUCGGGUACAUGUGUUACACGGGCAGCCAGUUCCAAGACUGGAAAAUAGUUAAUAGUGCUCAGUAUUACUUGUAAUUCAGAAUUGCAUGUGCUAAGUUCCAUGCUAUAUGUCUAUAUGGAAUAACAAUCAGAUAAAUUGUAGUAAUAGGUAGCUAUUUUAUAUGCAGAUCUUUAUCAGAUUUAUUGCUGCACUUCUUAUCAAAUGUUAUUAAGUGUCAGCUGUCACAUUUUCAGCAAAUAGUUCAUGGAAAAUUUAAAAUGUAAAGCUCACGUAAUUUCAAUAAGCUUGUAAAUUUCUGUAUUUCACAUGUAGAUUAAACUUGGCACAUAUUGCGUACGCAGAGACUUCAGCUAGGUAAAUUGGCCAAACAUACCUGUUCCUUGUACUUUCAAACUGAAAGUUUACCAGCAAGCUGUAAAUGAUAUAUAUUUAAAAUGUUUAGACUUGAAAUCUGACUAGUUGAAAAUGUAUCCUUUUACUUCCAAUAUUUCGUAAAUUUCAAGUCUUAUGGCCUCUGUGAUACAGUUAAACAUUGGCUAAUGAUUCCUCAUAGGAGCGAAUCCUUCCAAGAAAGAUGGAGACUGUCUUCCGAGUGGUGUUCACUCUAGAGAUUGCACCAUAUGCUUAUAGGGUUAAAUAAGAAAAAAACUAAAGCAAAAGGACUUCCUUGUUUGUUUUUUUUCUU
Mercenaria mercenaria is the source of this 7408-nucleotide messenger RNA. RefSeq names its product arf-GAP with SH3 domain, ANK repeat and PH domain-containing protein 2-like. Bases 92 to 3043 code for a protein of 983 amino acids. Lineage: Eukaryota; Metazoa; Mollusca; Bivalvia; Venerida; Veneridae. The record is from RefSeq and is a predicted model, not a curated record. Gene Ontology annotation, biological process: positive regulation of GTPase activity. Gene Ontology annotation, molecular function: GTPase activator activity; protein binding. The transcript has 28 exons. Gene Ontology annotation, cellular component: cytoplasm.